Rubroshorea leprosula is the source of this 1840-nucleotide messenger RNA. Lineage: Eukaryota; Viridiplantae; Streptophyta; Magnoliopsida; Malvales; Dipterocarpaceae. The record is from the annotation of a GenBank genome assembly.
AAAUUAAACAUAUUUCUUGUUCUUUUAUUUUGAUGUUGAGCUUAAACAGAAUUGAGUAAUAUGAGGAACUUAGAGGUGUUAGACAUCAACUCUAAUAACAUUGAAAGCCUCAAAUCUUCCCAAGGUGAAAACAAUUUGAGGUUUUUCCAUCUAGAGGUCCUUGAUUUGAGUUAUAAUUUCUUCAACAACAGUGUGCUAUCUUUCAUCAAUGAAUUUUCAAAUCUAAAAUCUUUGAAUAUAAGUGAAAACAAUCUAAAAGGAUUAGUAGAUGUCACAAAAUUUGAUGCUUUAAGAUGCUUAGAAGAGCUACGCAUGAGCUACAAUGAACUCAACCAAUUCAUUUCCACUAAUGGAACCUUACCAACUCAAGGUUGGUGUGAUUUGAAGAACCUUAAAGAGAUGGAUCUUUUGGGAAAUGAAUUGGUAGGGAUACUGCCUUCUUGCUUGGCUAACUUGACGUCUCUUCGACUUUUGGAUAUCUCCCACAAUCUAUUCACUGGAAAUGUUGCGUCUUCUCCCUUGAUUGAUCUUACUCUGCUUAAAUAUCUCUCAAUUUCAUAUAAUAAAUUUCAAGUUCCAGAUUCAUUCAAGUCAUUUGCUAACCAUUCCAACCUUAAAGUUUUCCUGUGCGAUUUCAAUCAAUUGGUUCCAGAAUAUGAUAAUGUUCAAACAAUGGUUCCUAAGUUCCAGCCAAAAGUCUUUAGUUUGUCAAACUGUAGGAUACUAGAUCUUGGAGAAAACAGCCUUUUUGGAAGCAUUCCAAAAUGGAUCGGCACCCUUUCUUCAUUGAGUAUCUUGCGUCUAAAAGGCCAAAUCCCACUUGAAAUGGGAAACUUAAGUGACCUUCAUUCACUUAACUUGUCUCACAACAAUCUAACAGGACCUAUACCUUCUACCUUCUCAGAUCUGAAGCAACUUGAGUGCAUGGACCUUUCUUUCAAUGAUUUGAAUGGUGAGAUUCCAUCUCAAUUUACUAAGCUAAACUCUUUGGCCGUUUUUAGUGUUGCGCACAACAAUCUUUCAGGUCUUAUACCAUAUGGAAAAGGACAAUUUGGAACCUUUGACAAUAGCAGUUAUGAGGGAAACCCUCUUCUUUGUGGACCUCCGUUGGAGAAAAGUUGCAAGGAAAUUGAUUCACAACCAAAGGCUACUCUAGUUGAUCAAGUAGGUAGUUAUGAUUAAUUUAGAUGGAGACCAUUAUUCUAGACUAUUUAAACUUAGUUGUGAACAACAAGACAAGGAGCAUCAUUUCAUAGUCGGCAUUUUGAAGCGGCGAUUUUUGAACAAAGUAAUUCUAUUACUAAAAGGAAUCAUGGUCUGAUCUUUAUUUAAAGGUGCACAAUCUUGAUCUUAAUUGCUUUUUUCCCAAAUUGGUUGUUAGAGAUCCAAUUUAAUUGAGUCAAAGGAAUAUAUGUGAAAGCAUACAUGUUAUGUGGUAGUUUUGGAUAAUGAAGUUCUAGGUCAAGUGUUGUGUUUGUGUGUGUGUCUAUAUAUAUAUAUAUAUAUAUAUAUAUAUUUUUUUUUUUUUUCUGUUUUGGGACCGAUUUGCAUGUUGAGGUUGAUUUUUCUUAUUUUUCUGGUGGAGGUAUUAAGAGAAUGGUUAAGGUAGAUUAGAAGUUUUUUGUGUUGUGUACACCAGGUGUUUGAUAAAUUACUUGUAUGGGAUGGUGUUCUGUUGUUGUUUUUUUUUUCUGUUUUGGUGGGACAGUUCAUUGUUAUCUUGUAUCUUGUCUUUAAAGUUGCAUUAGGAGUUUGGUUGGGAUUCCUGUUAAUUUGUAUAUAUUUAUAAUAUGGGUUUGAAUAUUCCUUACACUCAUUUGAAUAAAACAAUUGUAGAUAA